AUGGCUCUCUGGGUGGGCGCCGGGUCGGCCACCCUGCUGGCUGGCAGGUGCCUCCUGCAGCCUGGGCCGAGCGGCGGCCUCCUGGGCGCGCUGUCCACCCGCGGCAAGGCCCGCGGCAACGAGUACCAGCCCAGUAACCUGAAACGCAAGCACAAGCACAGCUGGGUCCGGCUCCUGAGCACGGCAGCCGGUGUGCAGGUGCUGCUGCGCCGCAUGCUCAAGGGCCACAAGUAGCUGAGCCACUGA
Ochotona princeps (American pika) is the source of this 246-nucleotide messenger RNA. RefSeq names its product large ribosomal subunit protein bL34m. Lineage: Eukaryota; Metazoa; Chordata; Mammalia; Lagomorpha; Ochotonidae. Gene Ontology annotation, biological process: translation. Gene Ontology annotation, cellular component: ribosome; mitochondrial large ribosomal subunit. The record is from RefSeq and is a predicted model, not a curated record. Gene Ontology annotation, molecular function: structural constituent of ribosome. The transcript has a single exon.